AUGCUAAAAGCAGAUUCGGACAGUACUCUGAAACGAAAGCCACUGACAUUUAAUGAUGAAACACUUCCAACAGUUUCAUGCAAAGAGAUAAUUUCAAAAGAAGUUCAAUCUGAAAAUGUUGGUGUUCAAACAAAAUUUGAGAUUAAAGUCACCGAUUCAAGUUGUCAAAGUGUAAAACGAAAAGAUCGAGAGAUUCAAACAGAUAUUGAUCAAAAUACUGGUAAUGAUGAAAUCCGUGUGGACUAUGGACGCUUAAACAAAUUUCUUGAACGUACGAAACUAUUAAUGUUCAAGUAUUUGGAAGAUAACAGGCGUCAACGACGUUUAUUUCGUCAAAUCAAAUUUAAGAACCAAGGAAAUGAUUUAGCAGAACCAUUAUUUACAUUAACAUAUCCAGAAAUACUUACUGAUAAAGAAAUUCAUGUGACAAGUUUAUCUUGGAGUACAAAUGGUUCGACUAUUGCUGUUGGGUAUGGUAGUUCGAAACAUGAAGCAUUAUGUAUUCACAAAGGUGCUGUAUGUACCUGGAAUAUAGAACGGUACAAAAUUAAUCCACAAAAACCAGAUUUUUUUGUUGAAACAAGCGCAUGUGUCACUUCGUUGGCGUGUCACCCGGAACAUCCGGCUAUUAUUGCUGCCGGAUUGUAUAAUGGAGAAAUUCUUGUUUGGGAUUUUCGAAAAGCUGAUGAUCCUUUAAUCGCUAAUGUCGGAGAAAGACAAGAUUUACAUCGUGAUUCUGUAUCAAGUUUAAACUGGAUCAGAGAACCAAAAGUAUCAAAAAAAAAAUUUAUACUUGUUUCUACGAGUCAAGAUGGUAAAAUCUUACUAUGGAAUCCUUUGCCGAGCAAAAAUACAUUAAAAUUAUUGGACGCAUAUUUUGUUUCGAUCAGUAGUUUAGCAAAAACAAGUUCAAAACUAUCGGGAAAACCAAUGGGAGUAACAUGUAUUACAUUCAAUACAGAAGAUCCUGAAACAUUUGUGUUUGGUUGUGAUUCUGGACAAUUGUAUAAAGGAUCACUGAAUUCAAAUUCUUUGGCACAUUCUCGUGAAGAAGGGUUAUCUGAAAUGUCUGUACAAGCAAAGAAUCCAAUAACAAUCACAUUCGAACAUCACGAUGGACCUAUUUACAGUGUCGAUUUUUCACCAUUUCAUCGUAAUACUUUUUUAUCAUGCGGUUUGGACGAUCAAAUUCGUAUUUAUUCUCAACUGCUUCCCCAAUCUGGUUUGUGUAUAUCACCAUCAGAAGGUUAUUUGUACUCUGCACAAUGGUCUCCUUCACGUCCAAUGAUAUUAGUAGUUGGAACCGAACAUGCAGGUGCACUUAUGUAUGAUUUAGAACCACAAUCUUCAUUGUCAAUAUCAUCUCUAAUACCUAUACAAACAUUGCAAUCAUCGGAUAAAAAAUCGGCGAUUUAUGCUGUUAAAUACAAUGUAAAAAGGCCAAAUAUUCUUGCAUGUGGUGAUGGUGCUGGCGCCGUGACUAUUUGGGAAUUGGCUGAGAAAUUUGUUAUUGCAUCAGACGAUGAAAAAGAGGCGUUACAAUCACUUGCCAAGAGUUUCGGAGAAAACUAA
This is a messenger RNA of Didymodactylos carnosus, 1572 nucleotides long. The record is from the annotation of a GenBank genome assembly. NCBI's taxonomy places the organism in Eukaryota, Metazoa, Rotifera, Eurotatoria, Philodinida, Philodinidae.